Anthonomus grandis grandis is the source of this 2748-nucleotide messenger RNA. RefSeq lists its product as uncharacterized. NCBI's taxonomy places the organism in Eukaryota, Metazoa, Arthropoda, Insecta, Coleoptera, Curculionidae. The record is from RefSeq and is a predicted model, not a curated record. The transcript is spliced from 2 exons. The coding region runs from base 323 to 1735 and encodes 470 amino acids.
UUUAAAUAAAGGUAAGUCUGAAUAGAGAAUUUUUUUGUAGAUAGAAACUGUAUUUUGUACUUCCUUAGAGGUCAAUACCAAUGCGGUGAUUUUGGAGCAGCCAAGCACUAGUGGGCUUCAAAAGAAGGUUAACUCUAAAGCAGGUAAGCAUAUUAAAACAUUUUUUACUACCUUUAUGAAUUAAUGAUCUCUUUUUAAUAACAAUUUACCCCCUCGAUGCGAUUCAAUUUUUUAUUUAAAAAAAUACAUAUAUAAUAUACAUUACUUGAGUUAUUAUUACAUACAUACCUACCCAUGUACAUAAAUUAAAUUUUUAGACUAUAUGGAUAAUUGUACUGAUGAAAGUGUUAUAUCAGGCAGCGAAUAUUCCCCUUCCAGUGAAGAAGAUUCAGAAGAGGAUUCUGAUAACUCAAAUAUUUCUUAUUCGACGAGUCUCAUAAACAAAUAUCCGGAUGUUGAUAGAGUCAAACGUAAAAUGUUUCCGGAUAACCAAAAAAUUAAAAAGGUUCCGACAAGCAGCAGGGAAACCCCGGAUAGGAUUGACGUCAUUGACGAAGUGCAGGAGGAAAUACCUCGGGAAAUACGUAUAGAAGACCAUAACCAGCAAUUCCAUGUUACUGCCGAUGGAAUAAGUAAAAGAGAAAUUGUUAAACCAGUUUUAAAAAUAACUAAAAAAAGAGUCCGGAAACCUGAUAAUUGGAAACGAAAUAAAGCGGCAAAGUUAAGACAACAAGGUAAAGAAUAUAUUUCUCAAAAGACUGGUAAAGUGAUGGAAGCAAAAACAAUUAAAAGAGAUUUUCUGUGUAAAGAAAAAUGUAGAAUAAACUGUACUGAGAAAUUUAGUAUUGCAAGCAGAGAAGAAAUUCUAAGAAAAUUUUAUAAGCUAGAUACAAAUUCCAAAAAUAUUUUAAUUUUUAAAAGUAUUAAGAUGCAGGAAGUUAAUCGUCACCGCCCUCGUAAAAAUAUAAAAACGAAAGCUUACAGCUUUAAAUAUUUUAUUACGUGUGAUAAAGAAAAUACACUAGUGUGUAAAGAUGCUUUCUGCUCUUUAUACCGAAUUGGACGAAAAAAAGUCUUUAAAGCUCAAAAUGACUUAAAAUCUGGCCAGGUAAUGCCCUCACCACAUAAGCAAGGGCAUCACAAAAAUCCAAAAAAAAUAUCCGAUGAAGUAAUAAACUGCAUUGAAAAUCAUAUCAAGCAGUUUCCUUCAGAAGAAUCACAUUAUUCUAGGACUAAAAACCCACAUAAAAAAUACCUUUCCCCUUUACUAAAUAUUAACCGACUUCAUCAACUGUAUAUAGAGGAUUGUCAAACAAAAAAGCUCGAAACUAAAUAUUUCGUAAAGGCCUCUUUUUACAGACAUAUAUUUGAAACAAGGUUUAACUUAUCUUUUGGUGUACCAAAAAGUGAUACUUGCAGUUUAUGCGAUGCUGGAGAGAACUCUUUAGAGCACUCGAAUAAUUUUCAACUUGCUUUUGCGCAGCAGAAAGUUGAUUGCGAAGCAGUAAAAAUGUCCAAAGAAAAAUGUUACAUAACAAUGGAUCUUCAACAAACGAUGCCUUUGCCAAAGCUAUCAACGUCAAAAUCUUUUUAUUUAAGACAAAUGUGGCUAUACAACUUUGGAGUCCACUGUUUAACCAGUUCUGGUCAUAAGUCCUAUUUUUUUACAUGGACUGCUGUUUGCUACGAUUUUGUCUGCUUCUUAAAGAAGAAAAUCCCCAAAUUGAUCAUUUAAUAAUUUGGUCAGAUCAAUGUGGGGGACAAAACAAAAACUUCUCCAUUAUUAACCUUUUUCAAUACCUAAUAUUAAAUAAAAUAUUUAAGAUCAUUGACCAUACAUUUCCCGAAGUUGGUCACAGUUACCUUGACUCUGACAGAGACUUUGGAAGAAUAGAAAAGGUUCUUAGAAAACAUCAGAAUAUUUAUAUACCAGACCAAUAUCGGGAAAUUAUUAGAUCUGCGAGUACCAAACAAAGUGUAUGCCUUAACAUGGAACAUUUUUUUUAUUGCUUUGAAACUCUACCUGCAAAACUUCAUUUAAACAAAAGACUCACUAAUAGUCUUGACCAAAAAAUAAAUUUUCGAGAUAAAGUGAAGUGGCUAAGAGUAAGUUGUUUUGGAAAAUACUUUUACAAAACUAGUUUGAUAGUACAAAGUAAUCAAGUUGUUUUACAAAAGUUACCUAAAUGCGGUGGUUUGACUUCUGAAAAAAUUUCAAAUCUACAAGAUCAACUUAAGUUUAUUCCAGCAGAGUAUAAAUGGUAUUAUGAUAUUGUUUUAGAAGAAUGUUUUAAAAACCCUAAGAAAAAACGUAAUUCAUGUUAAAUUUAAAUGUUUUUGUGUCUUUGUUUAUAAAUUUUUAAUGUAUCUUACUUUGCUUUUGUUAAUCUGCAAAUAAAAUUUAAUUUCCAGAUUAUUUAAUAGUUUUUUUUAUUAUUUUUAAAAAUUUAAAUACAACAUAGGUGACAUAACACCUUUCUCCACUCAAGUUUAUACCAACAUCUGCAUAAAAUGUUGGUUGAUUAAGGUGCUAUGUCCAUUAAAAUUAAAAUUACUAAAAAAGUAUAAAUUCUAGAAAAACAAAAAAUAUUAUAUAAAAAAGUACAAAACGAUUCUAAUCUAAUAAGAUAUUGGUAAUUUUUAUAAAAUUUAUUAAAAAAAAUAUAUAAGUGAAAACGCGUUUCCUUCAAUUACUCAAUAUCUGAAAAAGUGGACAUAGCACCUUUAUCAACUCAUGUCUUCAAAUGU